AUGCACAUCCUUCUAACGAAUGAUGACGGCCCGCCUGAUAAUCAAGCGUGCCCUUAUAUGAAGUUUUUUGUUGACGAAAUUCAUAGAGCCACCGAUUGGAAGCUUUCAAUUGUUAUACCCGAUCAGCAGAGAUCUUGGAUAGGGAAAGCUCAUUUUGCUGGAAAGAUAAUUAGCACAACUUACAUUUAUACACAAGGAAGCACCGACGAGCCUAAUGAUGCAGUGAACAAUUUUUUGGGGCCCUUUAAUCAAAGAAGAAAUGAUUUACGCAAAACCCACCAAGAAUGGCAUCUUGUUGACAGUACCCCUGCCGCAUGCGCCGACAUCGGCAUACACCAUUUGUCGUCCCAUGAUGAGCCAGUCGACAUCGUUAUAAGCGGACCUAACUUUGGUAAAAAUGCGGGUAAUCUUUACAUACUAGCAAGCGGGACAGUCGGUGCUGCUAUGGAAGCAGUUACACAUGGGGUCAAGUCCAUCGCCUUAUCCUAUGAGUUUAGAACCGCGGAAACAAAUUUUUUGCAGCUCAGAGAAGCAGCAAAAUUAUCGGUAAAAUUAGUGGAGCUCCUUUACGAAAAAUUAAAACAAGAUGACGAGAUCGAGCUCUUUAGUAUUAAUGUGCCCCUUACUCCUUCCAUCAAGUGCGGGACUACCAAGGUGAAGUACGCACCUAUUCUCAAUAACACUUGGAAGUCCAUAUACGAGCCUUUGGGUGAUGGUCAGUUUUCAUGGUCGCCGGAUUUCAAGAAGGUGUGGAAAGAAGGUUUAGAGAGCCAGGUCUACAGCGACAACAGGGUCUUGCUUGAAGACGCAGUUAGUGUUACGCCUUUGAAAGCAUGUUUUAAAGUGACGUCUCCAUUGUCAGGUGAAAUCGAAGUUGGAAAACCACCACUGUUGUCUAAGAGGAAUAUUUUUUUAAUGACUAUCGAUAGAAAUAAUUAUCUUUACGACAUUUGGAAAAAGGCAUUUCAUGAGAAAAACUUGGAGAUUUGUUUCACAAAAGAAGUCUUAAAUGGAAUAAAGUCAGACCCUAGCGUGUUGGUAUUUCAUUAUGGUGAAUAUGAGGAUCUUGAUAUUGAUUUGCUACAAACCCAUCCUACACAAUAUUUUGUGUCGUCGUAUAUUUACAGGAAAGCGCUUAUCAGAAAGCAUUAUCUCGCUAACACAGUUCACCAGUACAUUGUGAAGAACAGAGGCUCUUCACUCGCCCAUGCACUACCUGCCACAUACCUGCUAGAGGUAGAUUAUGCUGAAUUUUUAGACGAUGCUUUAGAUGAAGCCUACGAACUAAGACAAGAAAUCGAACGAGGAGACAGAAUCUGGAUAUUAAAACCCAGCAUGGCUGACAAAGGUCAAGGUAUUCGCCUAUUUAAAAGUUUGGAUGAUCUACAAAGCAUAUUCAACUCAUUUGACGAGUCCUACGAAGAGAAUACAGACAACGAGCAGGACGGAAUUAUCGUUUCUCAGCUUCGCCACUUUGUUGUUCAGGAGUAUGAAGAUAAUCCCUUGCUCUUGCAAGUAUACAACAAGCGUAAAUUCCAUCUCAGAGUUUAUGUUGUUGCCUUGGGCAAUAUCAAUGUCUACCUAUAUGAAAAUUUUUUGGCUCUAUUUGCUGCCAAAUCAUAUGCUAGAUUUUCUGAAAUGAAUGAGGUGGAUGAUUUGAGUGCACAUUUAACAAACACAUGUCUACAGGAAGGCAAACAUCCGCUUGUGCUUUCAUUUUGGGAUUUAUUAGAAUUGAAAGAAGCGGAAAAGAAACUGAUUUUUGAGUCAGUCAAGGGUAUUGUGCGAGACUUAUUUACGGCUGCUAUAAGUGUUGACAAAAUAAAUUUUCAACCAUUACCAAAUGGUAUAGAAUUCUAUGGUUUGGACUUCUUGGUCCUCAGUGAUUUGUCAGUCAAACUUUUGGAAGUUAACGCUUACCCCGACUUCAAGCAAACUGGGGACGAUUUAAAGGAAGUUAUAUCCACUUUAAUUGUGUCGACAGCUUCUGUGAUCGCCAACAAGUUUUUCAACUUAAGUUGCGAUAACAAAGAGAUCUUUUCCUUACACCGGUUAAUUUAA
Molecule: messenger RNA, 2061 nt
Organism: Candidozyma auris
Lineage: Eukaryota; Fungi; Ascomycota; Pichiomycetes; Serinales; Metschnikowiaceae
Product: putative tubulin tyrosine ligase
Exons: 1
Coding region: 1-2061 (686 amino acids)
Biological process (GO): protein modification process
Cellular component (GO): P-body
Molecular function (GO): hydrolase activity
Source: RefSeq, a predicted model, not a curated record